AUGGCAGCGGCUGCGUCGGCAACUAGUGUUUCAGCACGUCUCACUCGAGUCUUCAAUGAAGAAUUGUCUUGUCCUGUUUGUCUGGAAGAACUCAAAGAACCAAAAUGUCUUCCUAGCUGUGCUCAUAAUGUCUGCAAAGCUUGCCUAGAGAACAUGGCUCGUGUGAAUCCUGAAAUUAUCCGUUGCCCGACAUGUAGGAGAGUUUCACAAGUUCCUCCCGGAGGUGUAAAUGACCUUCCAACAAACAAUGUCCUACUAAAAUUCUUGGAGAUAACUCCAGGCAGACAACAACGAUUGGAAAUUCAGAGAUCCGUGGACAAUAGCAAGCCCGUGAUCAACGAAAUGCAGACAAGGAUAACAAUUCUAGACCAAGCUUUAGAUAUCUUAGAAACUGAUUGGAAGAAAGCCAAAGAAGAUAUUCAUUUAACCGCCAACAUUGUGGUAGAGAUGGUUCGAAACCAGGAGAGCAGUCUUUGCGAGGAUAUUGAAGAUUUUUACGGGAAGAAGCACAAGAUGCUACAGAAUCAGAGACAGAACUUGAGCAGUUUACUAGCAAGUUCUUCCGCUUGUCUUGAGACAGCUGAAGGAAUUCUUCUGAAAGGAGAUGUUGACGAAUUGACUGAGAUGGCAGAUGUUCUCACCCAACAACUGAAAGAAGUAAGCCAGAUGAAUUUUGAAGAUGCUGGAGAGCUUAAACAGAAAUGUAAGGAGCAGCUAGAGUUUCACCCAAACCACGAGUUACAAAUCAACCUUGAAAAACAAUGCAUUGGUGUGGUGCGGAGAAAAAUGAGUGAUAAAAUUCCUACCAGCCCCUUAGGUGUCUCUGACAUCAGCUCUAUCGGUAAGGUCAUUAAGAAAAUUGGACGGAAGGGUUCCAGGAGGGGUAAGUUCAAAAAUCCUGGGGGCAUUGCUUCAAAUGCACAUGGAGAACUGGCUGUGGCUGAUUAUUUUAACAACAGAGUGGAAGUAUUUGAUGAAACAGGAAAGUUCUUGUUCACAUUUGGCAAAAAAGGGGAUGGCGAGGGUCAAUUUUUGGGUCCAACUGGGAUAGCAUACACCAGAAGUAACAAAAUCCUUGUUAUGGACAGCAGGAAUUUUAGAGUACAAGUGUUUGACAAAAGUGGCCAUUUCCUUGCAACUUUUGGCAAGAAAGGCUUCAAUCAGGGAGAAUUUGGAUGGGCAGAGGGUAUUGCAGUUGAUGAAAAUGACAAUGUGAUUGUCACAGAUACAGAGAACAAUCGUGUUCAGAUAUUUUUGCUGGAUGGAACAUUUGUUCAUCAGUUUGGUGGGCAUGGCCCUGAAGGCUUUGACACGCCGUUGGGCACUGUCUACCACAAGGAAGAGUUCUACACAUCGGAUAAAGGUAACAACUGUGUAAAAGUAUUUGAUCGCAAUGGUGUUUAUGUUCGACAGUUUGGAAGGGUUGGACCUGGAACUGGUGAAUUUAGGUGCCCAAGAGGAAUUGCAGUGGACAGAGCAAAUGACUGCAUUCUGGUCUGUGACAGUGAAAACAACUGUGUCCAUGUAUUUAAACUGGAUGGUACGUAUGUUGUAAAUUUUGAAACAAAGAAGACACCUGUCGGAAUUGAUCUACUGAAAGGAAAGAAGUUAGCUGUAUCAUCAUAUUAUGGCCACUGUGUCCAGAUUCUGUCAUACAGAUGA
This is a messenger RNA of Pocillopora meandrina, 1662 nucleotides long. The record is from the annotation of a GenBank genome assembly. NCBI's taxonomy places the organism in Eukaryota, Metazoa, Cnidaria, Anthozoa, Scleractinia, Pocilloporidae.